ACCCCGACCAUCAACCGGAAGCUAUAUUUACCAUUCCCGUCAAAUCCUACAAGUAAACAUCCACUUUCUUUGGGGGAAGAGGGUAUAUAAGAAGAAAAAAAAGGAAAAGAAAAGAAAAGAAAGAAAAACCCCCCUCUCCCAAUGGGUGAUGACUCCCCCCUCACCAGCAAAUCACCACCACCCCCCUCCACCCCACCUCCCGUCUCCAUCCCCAAAUCCGCAUCGCAAUGCAUGACUCCCAGCGAGAUAUCGACGCACGUGCAAUUCAUGCGCGAAGCACUCUCCAUGGCAGAUCUCGCACUGCAAACGUCCGAGACGCCCGUUGGCUGCGUUUUCGUGCACCGCGGGCGCAUCAUCGGGCGCGGCAUGAACGCCACGAACCGGACGCGCAACGGGACUCGACACGCGGAGUUCCUGGCGCUGGACGAGAUCAUGCGUGCGCGUGACGGGAAGAAGCCGCGAUACGCGCCCGAGACGCUGAGGGAGUGCGAUUUGUACGUCACGGUGGAACCGUGUAUCAUGUGUGCGAGUCUCCUAAGACAGGUGGGUAUCAGAAAGGUGUUUUUUGGCGCCGCGAAUGAGAAGUUUGGGGGUACGGGCGGAGUGCUGAGUAUUCAUGUUGGGAAUGGGAGGAAGGCGGGGGAUGGAGUGGAGGGGGUGGAAGUGGAAGGGGGCGAGGAGUGGGAAAGAUGGCAUAGGGAUGAUUAUGAGGUUAGUGGGGGCUGGUUGAGAGAGGAGGCUAUUGUGCUGUUGAGGAGGUUUUAUGUUCAGGAGAAUGAUAGAGCUCCCGAGCCAAGAAGUAAGAAAGAUAGGGUUUUGAAGCUGGAGGUAGAGCCGAUGGGCGAAGAGGGGAAGAUGGGAGAUGGAUCUGCGUCUUAAAUCUUUUAUACCCCAUGAAAUAUUAUGAAUUCACGAACCAG
Molecule: messenger RNA, 920 nt
Organism: Amorphotheca resinae ATCC 22711
Lineage: Eukaryota; Fungi; Ascomycota; Leotiomycetes; Helotiales; Amorphothecaceae
Exons: 3
Coding region: 142-879 (245 amino acids)
Biological process (GO): tRNA wobble adenosine to inosine editing
Cellular component (GO): nucleus; cytoplasm
Molecular function (GO): tRNA-specific adenosine-34 deaminase activity; zinc ion binding
Source: RefSeq, a predicted model, not a curated record